UUUUCCGUGACAAAAAUGCAUUCGCCACUAUAUUUUUGGUUUCUUGUUCUUUCAAGUUUCUCUCUUGGGUCCUAUGAUAGUAUGAUUUGUGAAUAAUUAACCAAUACCCAAUAAAUAUCUGUGUUUUUAGCACAGUUUCUAAGCUUUUAAGCUCAAAGCUUCAAACUUUGCUACUUGCAACUAAGAGGGGUGUAUCAUCAAUCAUGGCACAGUUCACAACGCAUGGUCGCUUGAAGCUUCUCUUCAAUGGCGAAAGCGUAUCACCUUGUUUGGGUCACAAGGACCCUUUUCACUACAAGUGCAGAUCAAUUCACACCCACAAGAGAAGGGUGAGGUAUAUUGGUUCCUCUGCUAGAAUUUACCAUGCUUCAUCUUCUCAUAGAGGAAGAAUUAGCCGUUGCUAUGCUAAGGCACCCCGUAUUAAUGGCAAUGAAGUUGUUCAUGAGGAAUGUUAUGAUAAUGAUGAUGAUGAGGAUGAGGAUGAACAUGAAUAUUCUUAUGAAGAUGGUGAUGUUGAUGAUGUGUUUGAGGAUGAUGGGUUGUCUUGCUUCCGGGGUCUAGUGUUGGAUAUAUCAUACAGGCCAGUCAAUGUUGUAGGCUGGAAGCGUGCGAUAUGUUUGGAGUUCAUGGAGAAGGCAGAUGUACUAGAGUAUUAUGCUAAGACCGUGAGCUCCCCGAGUGGAUCUUUCUAUAUACCAGCUGUCUUAAGGGUUCCUCAUUUACUUCAGGUUGUUAAAAGAAGAAUAGUGAAGAACAAUCUUAGUCGGAAAAAUAUACUAUUUCGGGACAAUUACACCUGUCAGUAUUGCUCGUCACAUGAGAAUUUGACCAUUGAUCAUGUGGUGCCAACUGCACGAGGUGGAGAAUGGACGUGGGAAAAUCUAGUGACUGCUUGUUCCAAGUGCAACUCAAAGAAAGGUCAGAAAACUUUGGAGGAAGCAAAAAUGACAUUAAAUAAGAUCCCGAAGGCCCCAAAGGAGUAUGACAUACUCGCCAUGCCUCUAACUUCUGCAGCUCUAAGAAUGCUGACAAUAAGAAAGGGAACACCUGAAGAAUGGCGGCAGUAUCUAAGGUCCUCUUGACAUCCAUGAAAAUUAGUCUUUUGUGGAAGUUGUGAACAACUAAUAAAUAAAAGUAAAAUCCUCAUGAUUCUUAGAUUAAUCUAAUUGACACAUUUAAGAAGAAAAAGAACAAAAAAAUUGUAAGCAUUGAUGUUGUUCAAUCAAGAUUGUAAAAAUAUAUGUAUAGUAAAUUCCUGCUUCAUUGACAGGAUUUGAUAUAUGUAAUUGAAUCCACUUAAUGGGACAAGACAUAAUUUAUGUGGUUGUAAAUUCA
Arachis duranensis is the source of this 1335-nucleotide messenger RNA. RefSeq lists its product as uncharacterized. NCBI's taxonomy places the organism in Eukaryota, Viridiplantae, Streptophyta, Magnoliopsida, Fabales, Fabaceae. The transcript has 7 exons. The coding region runs from base 204 to 1082 and encodes 292 amino acids. The record is from RefSeq and is a predicted model, not a curated record.